Molecule: messenger RNA, 6590 nt
Organism: Echinops telfairi (small Madagascar hedgehog)
Lineage: Eukaryota; Metazoa; Chordata; Mammalia; Afrosoricida; Tenrecidae
Gene: MAPKBP1
Product: mitogen-activated protein kinase binding protein 1
Exons: 32
Coding region: 219-4724 (1501 amino acids)
Molecular function (GO): protein binding
Source: RefSeq, a predicted model, not a curated record
ACUCUGCGAGCGCGAUGCCCGAGGGCGCAGUGAGCGAGGCGGCCCUCGCACCUCAGGGCUGGUGAGGGUGGGCCCUCGCGGGGGCGCUGACGAGCAACAGGGGCUUCCAGGGUCAGUACGUGGGCGCCUUGGAAGGCCCUGUAGAGUGGAAAGGGCGUGCCGCUGUUGAGACAGACGGGCUGAGACGGAGCCAGGCACUCUAUCAAGGGCUCCUCAUCAUGAUGGCUGUGGAAGGGUCAACCAUUACCAGCCGGAUCAAGAACCUUCUACGAUCCCCAUCCAUCAAACUACGCCGGAGUAAGGCAGGAAACCGGCGGGAGGAUCUCGGCUCCAAGGUGACCUUGGAGAAAGUGCUGGGAAUAACAGUAUCUGGAGGCAGGGGACUGGCCUGCGACCCCCGGUCAGGUUUAGUCGCCUACCCAGCCGGGUGUGUGGUUGUACUCUUUAAUCCCCGGAAACACAAGCAGCACCACAUCCUCAACAGCUCCAGGAAAACCAUCACUGCCCUUGCCUUCUCUCCUGAUGGCAAGUACCUGGUCACCGGCGAGAGUGGACACAUGCCGGCUGUGCGAGUGUGGGACGUGGCGGAGCGCAACCAGGUGGCGGAGCUGCAGGAGCAUAAGUAUGGCGUGGCGUGUGUGGCCUUCUCCCCUAGCGCCAAGUACAUUGUCUCCGUGGGCUACCAGCAUGACAUGAUCGUCAACGUCUGGGCCUGGAAGAAAAACAAUGUAGUGGCUUCCAACAAGGUGUCCAGUAGGGUGACAGCAGUAUCCUUCUCUGAGGACUGCAGCUACUUUGUCACUGCAGGCAACCGCCACAUCAAAUUCUGGUACCUCGAUGACAGCAAGACCUCAAAGGUGAAUGCCACUGUGCCCCUGCUGGGCCGCUCGGGGCUGCUGGGGGACCUGCGGAACAACCUGUUCACCGAUGUGGCCUGUGGCCGCGGGAAGAAGGCGGAUAGCACCUUCUGUAUCACAUCCUCAGGGCUGUUGUGCGAGUUCAGUGACCGGAGACUGUUGGACAAGUGGGUGGAGCUGAGGCACGCAGACAGCAUCACAACCACCGUGGCCCACUGCAUCUCGGUGAGCCAGGACUACAUCUUCUGCGGCUGUGCUGAUGGCACCGUGCGCCUUUUCAACCCCUCCAACCUGCACUUCCUCAGCACGCUGCCCCGGCCCCACGCCCUGGGGACAGACAUUGCCAGCAUCACGGAGGCCAGUCGCCUCUUCACUGGAGUGGCCAAUGCGAGGUAUCCAGACACCAUCGCCUUGACCUUUGAUCCUGCAAAUCAGUGGCUGUCUUGUGUGUACAAUGACCACAGUAUUUAUGUCUGGGAUGUGAAGGACCCCAAGAAAGUGGGCAAGGUGUAUUCGGCUCUGUAUCAUUCCUCCUGCGUCUGGAGUGUAGAGGUCUACCCUGAGGUGAAGGACAGUCACCAGGCCUGCCUGCCCCCCAGCUCCUUUAUCACCUGCUCUUCUGACAGCACCAUCCGCCUGUGGAAUACAGAGAGCUCCGGGGUGCAUGGCUCCACCCUGCACCGAAACAUCCUCAGCAACGACCUCAUUAAGAUCAUCUAUGUGGAUGGGAACACGCAGGCCCUGCUGGACACUGAGCUGCCUGGGGGAGACAAAGCCGAUGGGUCCGUGAUGGACCCCCGCGUGGGCAUCCGCUCUAUGUGCGUCAGCCCCAAUGGGGAGCAUCUAGCAUCAGGGGACCGCAUGGGCACACUCAGGGUCCACGAAUUGCACUCCCUGAGUGAGAUGCUGAAGGUGGAGGCCCAUGAAUCAGAGAUUCUGUGCCUGGAGUACUCGAAGCCAGACACAGGUCUGAAACUGCUGGCAUCAGCGAGCCGGGACCGGCUGAUCCACGUGCUGGACGCAGGGCGGGAGUAUAGCCUGCAGCAGACGCUGGACGAGCACUCCUCCUCCAUCACUGCUGUCAAGUUCGCAGCCAGUGAUGGGCAAGUCCGCAUGAUCAGCUGUGGAGCAGACAAGAGCAUCUACUUCCGCACUGCACAGAAGACUGGAGAUGGAGUGCAGUUUACACGGACACAUCAUGUGGUCCGGAAGACAACCCUUUAUGACAUGGACGUAGAGCCCAGCUGGAAGUACACGGCCAUCGGAUGCCAGGACCGAAAUAUUCGGAUCUUCAACAUUAGCAGUGGGAAGCAGAAGAAGCUGUUUAAAGGGUCUCAGGGCGAGGACGGCACCCUCAUCAAGGUGCAGACAGACCCCUCUGGGAUCUACAUUGCCACCAGCUGUUCUGACAAGAAUCUCUCCAUUUUUGACUUCUCCUCAGGCGAGUGUGUGGCCACCAUGUUUGGCCACUCAGAGAUUGUCACUGGAAUGAAAUUCAGUAAUGACUGCAAGCAUCUCAUCUCCGUAUCUGGGGACAGCUGCAUAUUUGUGUGGCGACUGAGCUCAGAGAUGACCAUCAGCAUGCGCCAACGACUGGCCGAGCUGCGCCAGCGUCAGCGAGGGAUCAAGCAGCAAGGACCAUCAUCACCCCAAAGGGCUUCUGGGCCCAGCCGACUCAGGCACAAAGUCCCCCUAGUGCUCUCGGCUGGAGCAGCUCUCUCGUCAGACAGUGACAAGGAGGGAGAAGAGGAGGGGCCAGAAGAAGAAGAACUCCCCGCUUUGCCUGUCCCAGCCAAAAGCAUCAGGAAGGAGCCAGCCUUGGUCCCUAGUUCAGCCCUGCCACGAAGCCUGUCCCACUGGGAGAUGAGUCGGGAGACCGGGUUCCUGGGCCCAACUCCUGCAUCCAACCACGGACCCAGAAGAAGGGGGCGCUGGACUCAGCCGGGGGUGGCGCUGAGCGUUCGCUCCAUGCUGGACCUGCGGCAGCUGGACACACUAGCUCAGAGCUCUCAGGGCUCCAGCCAGGACUCUCUGGCCAAGACCCUCUCUGGUUCUGGGAAGUCUGGUCAGCAAGCCCCUGAGGCCUCCCACGCUAGCCAGGUUUCCCAACUCUGUUCCUGCUCCCACGUUAUCCGAUUGUUGUCCCAAGAGGAAGGGGUCUUUGCCCAAGAUCUGGAGUCUGCUCCCAUCGAAGAUGGGACUGUCUACCCGGAGUUGAGUGACAGCCCCACCCCGGAUACCAGUGAGUUCCAGGUGCAGGCCCCGGCCCGCAGGGUCCUGGGGAGAGUGUACCCAGGCAACAGGGGCUCAGAGAAGCACAGCCCUGACAGCGCGUGUUCGGUGGAUGACAGCAGCAGCCACCUUUCCAGCCCUGAGCAUCCCAAUGAAGACUCUGAGAGCACGGAACCCCUGAGUGUGGAUGGCAUCUCCUCAGACCUUGAAGAGCCAGCUGAGGGCGAGGAGGAAGAAGAAGAAGAGGAGGGAGGCACUGACUCCUACAAGCUGCAAGAAGGCAGCCCCCACACCCCGGACCAGGAGCAGUUUCUCAAACAGCACUUUGAGACCCUGGCCAAUGGGGCAGCUCCAGGGGGCCCAGUCCGGGUGCCAGAGAGGACAGAGUCUCGGAGCAUCUCUUCACGAUUCCUGCAGCAGGUGCAGAUACCCCCACUCAGGGAACCAUCACCAGCAGCCUCCAGCCCAGCCCUACAGUCCAAACCAGUCCAGGGACCACAGGUGUCUGGUGAGCAGCUGAGAGGCAGUGAUGCCAACCCCCCGGGUGCUCCCCCAGAAGCAGAGCCUUCCCCCGGCAACCCUGGACCCCAGCAGACAGCCCCCAUGCUGUUGCCACGACGCCGUUUGAGCCCUGACAGCAGCUGGGCCUCCAAGAGAGCAGCCAUAGCCGGUUCCGUAGGUGGACUCCAUGAAGCCCAGUCUGUGCACAGCCUGGGGCCGCAGGAUGAGACCUCUGUACCAGGCCCAUUGCUCACCAGGGAGACCAAGGCCCCAGAGGCCCUGGGCUCCGUGAUGCAGGCAAAUGGCUGUCCACCGCCGCCCCACUCCUACCAGAACCCUACCACCAGCUCCAAGGCCAAGAUAGCCCGCAGCAUCUCUGUCGGGGAGAACCUGGGCUUGACUGCUGAACUGCAAGCUCCGUCUCCAGUCCGAGUCUCACCACUCAGCAAGCUGGCCCUGCCUAGCCGGGCCCACCUGGUCCUGGACAUCCCCAAACCACUGCCUGACCGCCCUACCCUGGCCACCUUCUCACCUGUCACCAAAGGCUGCGCCCCUGGAGAGGCAGAGCGAACUGGCUCCCCAGCAGGCCUGGGGAAGGCUCACAGUGCAUCUGACAGGCGGGCAUGCUUCGGGGAGGGUGUUAUUCCCAAGCCUAGGACAGAGGACCCAGCUCAGCCUGGACCCACCAGCCCCUGUGCCCAGCAACUGGCAGUCAGCAGUCUCCUCCAUGGUCCUGAGAACAUACACCCCCCAUUCCCUGAGAAGACUCCUAGCCCCAUGGAAUGCACCAGGCCAGGGUCAGCCCUGAACCAGGACUCAGACGCAGCUGUGAGCCUGGAGCAGUGUGAACAUAUUGUGGCGGAGCUCCAGGACAAUAUGCGUCGGGCCAUGCGGCUCUACCGAGUGGUGGCCAGCUGCAAGACACCCUCGGUGGAGCAGAGCCGCAUCACUCAGCUCCUCAGAGACACCUUCUCCUCAGUGCGGCAGGAGCUGGAGGCCCUGGCUGGGGCCGUGCUGGCCAGUCCGGGGGGCAGCCCAGGGGCAGUGGGAGCUGAGCAGACGCAGGCCCUGCUGGAGCAAUACUCGGAGCUGCUGCUUCGAGCCGUGGAGCGGCGCAUGGAACGCAGACUCUGAGUUCCCGCAGACUCUCCCAAGUGGACAAAGUGUGGCUCCUUUGCCACUCACCAAAAGCUGCGGGCGGGGAGGCUUGGAGCGGCCCGCAGGGACCAGCGCUCAAGAGGGCCGUCUGCCCCUCAGAGGCCCCUGUAUUUAUUAAUUUAUUUCCCUGACUGUUGCCUCACUUCCUUGGAACCCCUGCUUCCACAGCCCCAGGGCUCGUGGCUCGUGGCAGGGGUCGGUCCUAGGUCUUAAGUCAUCUUGGUGCUGUGAGGGGUGGGAGGGCAGCCUUCCCACCUGGGGAAAUGGGCAGGCCGGCCCUCCCAUUUUCGAAGCCAUUUGAAAUUACUGCAGGGAUCAGCUCCCUGGGGUGGAGCAUACACAGGGUAUUCUGUGGGGUAGAGGUGAGAGGUGGGAGGGUAGUCAGUGCCCUUCAGCAAAUGGGAGCUUCACCUCUACCUCCACUUCCCCUCCCAGACCAGCUGCACUCGCCUGGCUGCAGAGCAGGCCUUGGGUUCUCCCCAAUUCCUCACAGCCCACUGACCCUCCGGGGCAUUGCCUGCCUUUAGGAGACCCCGGUUGUUAUCAGGGCCCCAGCCUCCACCACAUUCCACUCCCAUGCCCCCUUAAGGGACCCCUAGCAUUAUCUGUUACCUACUCCUAACCCCCCCCCUCCCCCCCCAGUCAGCCCUGGUGCAACCAGCUGUGGGACAUUGCUGCAGGACAGUAAGCCCUUGGCUGGGCAAACAUAGCAGCCUGAUUCCCUUUCCUCAGGCCUCCCCCUCCUCUCCAACCCUAGUCCCCACCAGGCUGCCGGAGUCUAGAGGCUACCUGCUCCCUGCAUCCUGAGAGAUGCUCAGUCAGAAGCCUGUGUGGGAAUUUCCUUAUGGUUUACAGGGCGCCAGCCCACCUUCUAAGGACCUUGGCUAUGAGAUGAAACUGUCCUACAUGCAGACGCACACGUGCACACACACAGGCACACAUGCACACGGCUCUAUGUUCUUUGCUUGAGUACUUGAAUGGUGGCUGUGUGCCUGAUUCUGCUUCACUUCCUGCCCCAGCUUCACCACCUGGCUCAUGUACAACUCAACCAUUGGCACAGAAGAGAUGAGACACACUAAACCCAAUUCUGGAUUCUGGGUGCCCAGGCCUAACUAAUGGGAGAUGCCUCGGGGGAACCUGGUCUGGCGGGCAGGAGCCUCCCCAGGUGCUGGAGGUUGGGUAGGGAGGCCUGGGGACCAAGAGACACACUGGAAAGGUGGGAAAUGGGCCAGGUAAGUGGCAGAGGUGCGAGGCUAGUUUAGUAUUGAACGAGUGGGGCAGUGAUUAGGAUCGAGAGGGGACAGACAUGAGGCACAGUAGGCGGUAGAGAGAGACCAAGUAAUGCAGCAUUGGUUGUCAGAGUUGGGUGAAGAGCGUGUGUCUCUGACCCCUGUGGCUUCCCUCUGCCCCCGAAAGGGCAGGGCAGCUUUAGCACAGCUUCAGGCUGCAAAGCCCACUCACUGGCUUGGAUAGCCCUCCAGACCCUGCUGGCUGCAUAGGCGGAAGGGAACUGGGCACUGAAGGAUGCCUGGCUCUGUCACAUCAGUUGCUUUGCACCUGACAUAAAAACCUAUCUCACCUCACUUUCUACCACCGCUGUCACCUGCAUGGGCAAGCUGCAAUGAGGCCGCAGCUUCCAGCGCUCAUGAAGUCCAAGGUGGUCCCUGCAGGGCUGCCCCUGCCAGCUGCCCUGUGAGGGUUGGUCAUCCCUCAGCUCACAACAGCCACAUCCUACCCAAAGUAGGGCUCUAGCCUGGCCCUCUGGGCUUGGCUUUCCCCAUCCUGAGGGGACUACACUCAUACAAAGUUUUUUUUUUUUUCAGAAGGUGGGUUCCUUCCCCC